AUGUUUUUUGAUGCCGCCCCUGCCACCUUAUGGUCUCGCUACUGGACACGCUCCUCUUUUCUGCCUAUCUUUUCGACGCUGCAUACCCUCUGUCGCUUUUCUUACACGUCACCCGCCAUCAAUCAUCAUCAAUCAUCCAUCAUCGUCGUCAUCCUGUCAUCCUGUCACCCCAUCCACUAA
Bipolaris zeicola 26-R-13 is the source of this 180-nucleotide messenger RNA. RefSeq lists its product as uncharacterized. The coding region runs from base 1 to 180 and encodes 59 amino acids. The transcript has a single exon. NCBI's taxonomy places the organism in Eukaryota, Fungi, Ascomycota, Dothideomycetes, Pleosporales, Pleosporaceae. The record is from RefSeq and is a predicted model, not a curated record.